UGGACCGUGCGCUAUACCCAGUUUUUGUGAGACGGGUGGUAAAGAGCAACUCCCAACUGGUAGUAUGAGCUAGUGGUGGGUAGAAGCCAUCGGCUUAAAACAAGCUCCGUGUUUCUUUAGUCCAGUCUUCGCAAUGAGUGAAUUCAAAUGAGAAUGUGGACGAUGGGACCGAUCGUUCACCCUCAGGGAGUGGUGAAGACCUCACACAACCUCACCCCGAUUCCACUUCCACUUUCACCUCGAAACCUCUUGUCUCGUUCACUCCCCGCAAGCUCCUCUCUGAAUAGGUAGCUCACAAAGGAACUUGCCGCCCACAAAGAAAGAUGGAUCCAUCCGAGUGCGGCACAUAAGAGUGUUAAGUAAAGCCAAGGAGAGAAACACCCUCUAUUCAAACCAGCUCUAGCUCAUCCCACUCGAUCACUUCAACCAACCAAGGUGGAGAAGACAGAAAAAGGUAAAGUAGCGCUUUCACCCUGCUCUCCCCAAGCCAAUCCUUUCAUCUCGCGUGCGCACAAUCCGCGCCUUAUCACCAGGCAGCGGCUUCAACUCAUCAUUAGGAUCGUACGUCGCAGAACUGGAUUGAAAGGGCCCGCCGAUUCCACUGCUGCCCGUGCUGCUUGAGAAGUUGAUUUGUUGCUGGUUGUUGUUCUCUUUGAGUUGUUGCUGGCGUAGGCGCGCUUUUUCGAAGGCGGCUAUGUCUUCGGUGGUGAUGGUUAUGGCUGUGGGUUUCCGGCGAAGCAUUCCGUAUAUAUAUUCUUUUCUCGUUUGUUUUGGUUUUGGUUGGUUUGGUUGGGCUGGAUUUUGGGAGGGCGGAUGGAGCUGCCCCGGAAAGGUUGAAAUUGGUGGUGAUGAUGGGUUUUGUACUAGCGUUGCGGUGGACCCCUAUAGAGAUCUGGUAAUUUAAAAACUAAGAUAAAUAAUGAUAAGGAGUCUGUAGAUCCAGAGGAGGAAAUUCAGCGAGUUGAGAGUAGAAUAGAACCGUUGAUCAAUAUUGCAAAGGAUGUUAUGCGCCUUCAAUGCAGAGGCAACGGCACAAACUGCUGAGGAUGUCUAAACGUCACGUGAUGACUAAAAUUCUCCCUGCUCCAUCUUCAUCUUUCACCAAAAUGUCUCGAUGCACUUUACCACGGCACCCGCAUCCAUGCAUUGACGAGCCCCGGUCUCUUUACUCAACUAUUUGGUGAAGGGGACUAGUUUUACGUUCGUCGUGAACCUUGCGGGGCGAUAGUGCCCAAUUUACAAAUAUGCUCAAGCCGCAAGGCGGGCGCCCGUGGGUUGCCAUCGUCGACUCAGCGGCCAGCAAAUGGAGUCAGGGAGCAGUAGCGGCUAGAUCUGGCCGACACUUUUCUUCGUCGUCGGUCAGAGCAGCGGAGAAUGAUGCAGACUCAAAAGAAAAACAAAACCGUCUACACUCUCUUCACGAGACGGCUAAAAAGAAAGUUGACACCACAUUUUCACGAUCCUCCUCCACCCCCCUCAUUCGCCGUGUCUCCGACGACUCCCAACCCCCUCCCCGUCAACGACAAUUUCAGCAGCGUCGACCUCUCGAUGCCCGCUCCCCUAGCUCUCUAGCUCGCCCCCAACCGCAACGUCGACCACUCGAUGCUCGUGCACUCGGUUCCAGACUCAACCAAACGGGCGCAAAACCCACUAAUAUCCUCCGCGCGCCCGCUACUCUGAGAAAACCCGGAAGUGGCCCUCUCGGGGCCAGAAACCCUAAGCGUCCCGCAACGACCCGGCCGGCCCGCCGCAAGAAACAGGACAAGUCGUCCAAAAGUGACGGCAGUGGCGGGUGGUCUGGACAACGCGAGAUGUCCAAGGAAGAGCAGGAAGCGGACGAGAAGGCUUUUCUUGAACAGUGGGAGCGCGACCGCCCCAAGCCAGUCCGCUAUAAUCCGCACGGUUAUAAUAUCGAUAAUCUACAGCGGACGUGGCCGGCCUUGCCAAUGGGUACGACUGGCCCUAAGGAAGCGCUGCAUGAACGGCUAGCAUGGAUGAGUGAGCGGUACCCCAACGGUUUCGAGCCUACAGAUCUACUAGCCCAACGCAUCCAUAAAGGUAAAUGGACAUAUUUCUAUAACGAGGAGGAGAAAAACGAGGCAGUAGAGUUGGCACAGAAAAUGGCGGCGGAGCGCGCGGAUAAAUUGACGGAUCGCAAGGGUUCGCUGGUUCAGCCGGAGGACAUGUCAUUUCAGCCUAUUGAUGAGACGCAGAAGAUGCAGCUGGUUUCGCGACUUGUUUCGGGCGAGUACAAAUCCGAGCAAGCGCAGUGGGUGAAAGAGCACGGAGCAAGACACCCAGUUAUGAAAGAUGUUUUGAGGAAUUUGGCGAAUAAUUCAACAUGGCAGUCAUCCCAUAAAACACAAUUUUUGGAGGCAUUGUCGAAGUCGUUGCCGAAGCCUAAGGCUGUGCGGGCCAAAGCGUAGGGUAGGUCAUUUCUAAAAUAAACAGGGCUUGUUUCCUACUAGGUUAUUUUGUGUAUUUUGUUCGAAUAAGAUUCAUAAAUUGUAUACUAUUGUUAUCAUAUCGACCACAGGUUUUUGCAUAUCUCUUUUAGAUACGUGUUUCUUCAGAUAAUGUGCGCAGCUCUUUAUAUAAACCUGUAUAUCCCAACUACUCCCAAAAAAAAAAAAAAAAAAAAAAAAAAAAAAAAAAAAAAAAGAAAGAAAGAAAGAAAGAAAAUGGCAAAAACCCGUGUAUGUAUCCUACAGCACCCUGAAUUCCUCCGUUAUACAGCAAUCUACCUACCCCUGCGAUCAAUCGACCGUUUUCACGCCCCCUGGUACAAAUAAACAAGAAGUUACAAAACUAGGCCUCCAGGGCCUUUUUCGCCGCCUCAAAAACAUCUUUAACCUCCUUUUGCCCUUUCUCUGCAAUCUUCUCCAUCUUCUCUACCUGCUUAUGCAAAUCGUCCGGUCUCACAAGUUUCUUGACGCCCAUGUUCUUCAGCUUCUUGUUUAUGGCGCCGCGGGCGUUACGCACGGCAGUAGAUGCCUUAUCCAUGGCGGCCUUCGCAUCCUUAACCGAUUGAUCGCGUGACUCCUUGGUUGGUGGCGGGAUGGGGACGUUGAGCUGUAGGCUGUUGUGUGGGUCUGGUUGAGGGUUUAGGGAUAGGCUGGAGGAGAGAAGGGAGGAGGUUAUGGGUUUUAUAUACUAGAAGGGAAGGAUUAGUAUAUGAAAGAAAGACUUCUGCGGGAGCAAUGGCAGGGCAAUUAGAUAUUCAAGGAUCUUUCGAACAGAAUUGUGAGGCAUGAUUUGAAAUGUUUCUCGGUCCCCCCGUCCCCCCCCCCCCGGCGCGGGUAAAAAGUAGAUGCACAAAAAAUGAACAGAAAACGGUAUAUUUACAUACCUCCUCCUCUCCUACCAAAAUAGUCAGCAUUCUCCCUCCCUUGGGAAUAACCUGUGCCAACUCUCCUAGCUUCACUGUCUCCUUGCUCCCUUUACCGUCCCCCUUGCUCACAGCCACGCGCAAUGUCUCAAUCGCUUCCGGGUUAAACCUGCCGCCCGC
Blastomyces dermatitidis ER-3 is the source of this 3508-nucleotide messenger RNA. RefSeq lists its product as uncharacterized. Lineage: Eukaryota; Fungi; Ascomycota; Eurotiomycetes; Onygenales; Ajellomycetaceae. The transcript is spliced from 2 exons. The record is from RefSeq and is a predicted model, not a curated record. The coding region runs from base 1245 to 2426 and encodes 393 amino acids.